Messenger RNA from Lolium perenne, 769 nucleotides. RefSeq names its product 16.9 kDa class I heat shock protein 1. The record is from RefSeq and is a predicted model, not a curated record. NCBI's taxonomy places the organism in Eukaryota, Viridiplantae, Streptophyta, Magnoliopsida, Poales, Poaceae.
ACACUUCAGCUGACACCAACCGAGAAUUGAGCGAAUUCAGGUAGAGCAUAGCAUUCGAUUCGAAUCAGGCACUUGCAAACACUUCCGCCGAGCAGAAACCGAAGUAGCGCCAAGCCACCAACCAUGUCGAUCGUGAGGCGCAACAACGUGUUCGACCCCUUCUCCUUCGAUCUCUGGGCUGAUCCUUUCGACGCCUUCCGCUCCAUCGUCCCGGCAGCUUCCGGCAACAGCGAGACGGCCGCGUUCGCCAACGCCCGCGUGGACUGGAAGGAGACCACCGAGGCACAUGUCUUCAAGGCCGAUCUCCCCGGCGUGAAGAAGGAGGAGGUCAAGGUGGAGGUGGAGGAUGGCAACGUGCUCGUCGUCAGCGGCGAGCGCAGCAGGGAGAAGGAGGACAAGAACGACAAGUGGCACCACGUUGAGCGUAGCAGCGGCAAGUUCGUCAGGCGCUUCCGCCUGCCGGAGAACGCCAAGGUGGAGGAGGUGAAGGCCGGGCUGGAGAAUGGCGUGCUCACCGUCACUGUGCCCAAGGUUGAGGUCAAGAAGCCCGAGGUCAAGGCCAUCGACAUCUCUGGUUGAGCGUGUAUGCGAUGAGGAUCAUCUUGGCCGAUGUCUGUGCGAGUACACCCAUUUGCCGUCGUUUCCUGUUCGUGUGGAGUCCAAUGUAGUUGUGUACCGAACUUUUUUGUAUCAUUCAGUUGUACUCAUGUGAUCGUUUCUCAGUUUUCUGAAGAAUAAAUAAGAAACAAAUCGGUUGUACUUGGGUUCA